AUGCCUCCAAAGGGUUUCAAGACUGUAAUCUGUAAGUUUUGGGAGAACAACAUGUGUGCCAAGGGCGCAAGUUGCACAUUUGCACAUGGCAUGGAAGAGCUAAGGAGAUACACCAAUGCUAUGGAGAGGUUCAAGACCAAGCUGUGCCUCUUCCACAUGCAGGGUCGCUGCUGCAAAGGUCCAAGUUGCCCUUACGCUCACGGCCUUCAGGAGCUCCGG
This is a messenger RNA of Guillardia theta CCMP2712, 219 nucleotides long. RefSeq lists its product as hypothetical. The transcript has 2 exons. Gene Ontology annotation, molecular function: metal ion binding. NCBI's taxonomy places the organism in Eukaryota, Cryptophyceae, Pyrenomonadales, Geminigeraceae. The annotation marks the transcript as partial. The record is from RefSeq and is a predicted model, not a curated record.